AACUAGAAGUUAGGUUACAUACUUGUAGAAUCUAGUACAUAAUUUUUUUUUUCUUUUCUUUUUCUUUAUUUUUAAUCUUAAACAUGUGGAAAUUCUGAAAUGCAAAUUUGUAAUUUUUUUGAUUAUAUCAUAAAACCCUCUAUUUUAGGUCUAUGAUUUUAUGCAAAACUUUUAUACUUCCUUUGAGAAAUCGUGAAAUCCGGAAAUAUCCAGUAUAUUCAGAUUUUAUUUUAUUUUUGUAAAUCAUCCUUAAAGCGUUUUAGAGUAAGUGUUUAACAAUGUGAACCAAAGCCUCCAAUUGACAUUGAUUGUUUGCCAACAUGACAGACCGAGAAGGUAGUACAACUACGGACUCUUCAUCCGUCCCUACAAAUCCUCUAUCAAGGAAGCUAAACAAAAUCCUAGAAACUAGGCUCGACAAUGAUAAGGAAAUGUUGGAAUCUCUCAAGGCCUUGUCCACAUUUUUCAAUGACAACAGUCUGCGGACGAGGAGGAACCUCAGAAGUGACAUCGAGCGCAGGAGUCUCUCCAUCAAUGAGGAAUUUUUACAGACUUUCCAAGGAGUCAAAGAGCAAUUAGAUAGUGUGUAUGCCGAUGUGAAAGCCAUGAAUGACUGUUGCCAAGAUAUGACGUCACGUUUGAAGGCAGCAAAAGAACAAACACAUGAUCUGAUAACACAGACUACCAAACUCCAUGCUGAAAGCCAAAAGGUGCAGAUGAAAUUACAAGUGGCAGAUAUUUUCCUGGAGAAAUUUCAACUGAAACCUGAUGAAGUGAAAGCCCUGAGAGGAAGUAGAGAUGGAUCUCUAAGCAAGGAGUUUUUCACCAGUCUGAACAAAGUGAAGCAGAUUCACAAUGACUGUAAAAUUCUGUUAAGGACAAACCACCAGACUGCAGGGCUAGAGAUAAUGGAAGCUAUGGCCCUUCACCAGGAAUCAGCUUAUGAAAGAUUGUACAGGUGGACACAAAAUGAAUGCAGAACCUUAACCGGAGAUUCUCCUGAUAUUUCUGCCAUGUUGUGCCAGAGUAUGGAGGCCUUGCAGGACAGACCAGUCUUGUUCCGUUAUUCGCUGGAUGAAUAUGGAACAGCAAGGCGCACAGCUGUAGUACGGGGACUAAUUGAUGCUCUCACAAGAGGUGGACCAGGUGGUACACCACGACCAAUUGAGUUACAUUCCCAUGAUCCUUUGCGGUAUGUUGGAGACAUGUUAGCAUGGUUACAUCAAGCAGCUGCUUCAGAGAAGGAGUAUGUCCAGUCAUUGAUUAAGAAAUGCACAGUUUCCACAGAACAGAUUCAAGAUAUUCUUGGUCACAUCUCAGAAGGCGUGUGCAGGCCAUUCAAGGUGAGGGUUGAACAAGUUUUGGUUUCAGAACAGGAUGCAGUCACUUUGUACAAGCUGAACAACCUCCUCAAGUUUUACCACAACACAAUUGGACAAAUUCUGUGUAAGGAGGCCUCCUUGCUGACAACCAUAACUGAAAUCCAAGACCUUAGUCACAGGAUGUUCUUCAACAGCCUCAAUUGCCAUGCCAACAAACUCCUAGAUAAGGUGGAAUUACCCCCAGCUGACCUUUCAACCCCAGCAGCUCUUGGUCAAACCAUGCAGCUGUUAAAGGAUGUUCUGGCCUGUCAUGAUGCCUCUGUUGUAGCAGUAGAUGACAAGAAACAGGAUUUUAAACAGAUUUUAUCCUGCAUUGUGGACCCCCUUGUGCAGAUGUGUUCCGUGUCGGCCAGCAGACUGAAUACGGUGGACAUGGCUUGCUACAUGGUGAAUUGUAUCUACAUCAUGCAGACGACACUGUCACUGUAUGAAUUCACGGACACCAGACUAGAAAUGCUGCAAGCCCAAGUGGAUGCUCAGUUAGACACCCUCGUUAAUGAGCAGGCAGCCAUUGUCUUGAAUCGUGUGGGACUGGCAGCAGCUUACAGGACUGUACAAUCUUAUCAACCUAAACAGGGUCCUCUCUCAUCUCUUCAAGACAUGGAUGCAGGGACAUUAAAAGCAGCAAUGAUGCAGUUUGACAGUUUUUUGGCUCAUCCAGAUUCCUUAGUUUUGCCACAAUGUAGUCUUAUAUUAAGUGCUCGCAUAAGGGAAUCAAUUAAGAAAAGAUCUAUGGAAUUAAUCAAUGAAUCCUAUCGAUUGUUAUAUGACAGCAUUAAAAACCCAGCAAAUGAUUACAAGGAACCACAGGGAAUAGUUCCAAGGACGCCUGACCAGGUCAUGAAACUGCUGCAGUAACAAACAGACUGCAUACGUGUAGCUAUUUAUUGGAUAUAUGUGUAUACAAUACCUUAUAAUGCAUUGUUAUUUUCUAUGUUCAAAAUUAAAUAUUUAUUAAAAGUAUGAAUUUA
This is a messenger RNA of Ostrea edulis (European flat oyster), 2353 nucleotides long. RefSeq names its product conserved oligomeric Golgi complex subunit 6-like. Gene Ontology annotation, biological process: intra-Golgi vesicle-mediated transport. Gene Ontology annotation, cellular component: COG complex. The coding region runs from base 321 to 2240 and encodes 639 amino acids. The transcript has 19 exons. The record is from RefSeq and is a predicted model, not a curated record. Lineage: Eukaryota; Metazoa; Mollusca; Bivalvia; Ostreida; Ostreidae.